AUGAAUUCCCGUUAUUUGAUCUUAAAACUACUCGUUUUGAUCGUAAUAAGAGCAUCUUCAAGCAGGUCGGCCGGAUUCUAUGGCACCUGCAAUGGCUCCUUCAGUUGCGGGAAUCUUUCCGGCUUCCGAUACCCUUUCCGGCGACACCAGGAUCCUGCCUACUGUGGGUACCCUGGUUUUGAGCUCAACUGUGAUGGAAAGAAUCCGCCCACGAUCGAAAUCAUGAAGAUUAUGUACAGGGUUCUGGGUGUCGAUCCAACGGCCCAGAUUCUGACGGUUGUUCGAGAAGACAUGGUGAACUCGAUCUGUCCGCAAGAUCUAGUAAAUACCACUAUCGAUCAUGAGCUUUUCGAUUACACCUCGAGCUAUAUGAACAUCAGUUUUCUUUUUGGAUGUCCGUUUUCUUUUGACCUCGUGGGGUUUGGCUCGAUCUUUUGUAGUGUCGAAGAGGUUAGUCCAGUUUUUCUGAUGCCUGGAAUACAAGCUCCUGGUAUCUGUAAGACUAGUGUUAUCAUCCCGGUUCCGGUUGGGUUUACGAACCCAUCUGGGUUGAGUCAGGUUCUUCAGAAAGGGUUCGAGGUCAGGUGGAAGGUGGGACCCAAGCCCUGCAAUGACUGCACCCAAUCUGGUGGUCAGUGCAUAUACGACAGCGCCACAAGUCUCACCAGCUGUGCCUGCAUUGAAACUCCUAUUUUGGUGGAGAGUUGCUCGACAGUAAACAAGACCGGAGCUGGUUCAUCACCACCAUCAUCGUCGUUGUCAUCAUCGGGUACGCAACUCUAUUCUUGA
Messenger RNA from Cynara cardunculus var. scolymus (artichoke), 789 nucleotides. RefSeq names its product LEAF RUST 10 DISEASE-RESISTANCE LOCUS RECEPTOR-LIKE PROTEIN KINASE-like 1.4. Gene Ontology annotation, molecular function: polysaccharide binding. The coding region runs from base 1 to 789 and encodes 262 amino acids. NCBI's taxonomy places the organism in Eukaryota, Viridiplantae, Streptophyta, Magnoliopsida, Asterales, Asteraceae. The record is from RefSeq and is a predicted model, not a curated record. The transcript has a single exon.